AUGGAUCGCUUCAGGAGUAUGCUCCAGUCUGGUGGCAUGGGAGGCCUGGGCUCCCAACCCGGAAGUGAUAACACACAGCUUAUCGACAACUCCGAGACCGUCUAUAUCUCCUCACUCGCCCUCCUUAAGAUGCUCCGUCACGGUCGCGCCGGUGUCCCCAUGGAAGUCAUGGGCCUGAUGCUAGGCGAGUUCGUCGAUGAUUUCACAGUGCGCGUUGUGGACGUCUUCGCCAUGCCGCAAAGCGGUACCGGUGUCUCCGUCGAGGCGGUCGACCCCGUAUUCCAGAUGAAGAUGAUGGACAUGCUGCGACAAACGGGAAGGCCCGAAUCCGUUGUUGGCUGGUACCACUCUCACCCCGGCUUUGGCUGCUGGCUCUCCUCCGUCGAUAUCAACACGCAGCAGUCGUUUGAGCAGCUUACUCCGCGCGCCGUCGCCGUCGUCGUCGAUCCUAUCCAGUCCGUCAAGGGCAAGGUCGUCAUUGACGCCUUCCGCCUCAUCAACCCUCAGUCUCUGAUGCUCGGCCAAGAGCCACGCCAGAGCACGAGCAACCUGGGACACCUUAACAAGCCCUCGAUCCAAGCCCUCAUCCACGGCCUCAACAGGCACUACUACUCGAUCGGCAUCAACUACCGCAAGACGGCUUUGGAAGAGAACAUGCUCAUGAACCUGCACAAGCACGUCUGGACUGAGGCGCUGCAGAUGGACGACUUCAGGGUGGAGGGCUGCAACAACAAGGACAGGCUGGAGCAGCUCGUCAGCUUGGCCGAGGGCUACCAGAAGCGCGUCAAGGAGGAGACCGAGUUGACUAAGGACCAGCUCAAGACUCGCUACGUCGGCAAGCUCGACCCGAAGAAGCACUUGGAGGAUGUCGGCCAGCAGAUUAUUGAGGACAACAUUGUCUCGGUCAACCGCCAGAUGAUCGACAAGGAGGCUACGUUGCCGAGACCUAGCGAGGCCGGCGCGAGCGGACGGUCGGCAGAGGAUCGUAUGGACGUGGAGGAGGAGCUGUAG
Molecule: messenger RNA, 1011 nt
Organism: Verticillium nonalfalfae
Lineage: Eukaryota; Fungi; Ascomycota; Sordariomycetes; Glomerellales; Plectosphaerellaceae
Gene: RPN11
Product: multicatalytic endopeptidase
Exons: 3
Coding region: 1-1011 (336 amino acids)
Biological process (GO): protein deubiquitination; proteasome-mediated ubiquitin-dependent protein catabolic process
Cellular component (GO): proteasome regulatory particle, lid subcomplex
Molecular function (GO): protein binding; proteasome binding; metallopeptidase activity
Source: RefSeq, a predicted model, not a curated record